Aspergillus caelatus is the source of this 3015-nucleotide messenger RNA. RefSeq names its product peptidase. Gene Ontology annotation, molecular function: sphingolipid delta-4 desaturase activity; metalloaminopeptidase activity. Gene Ontology annotation, biological process: proteolysis; sphingolipid biosynthetic process. The transcript has 9 exons. Bases 1 to 2751 code for a protein of 916 amino acids. Gene Ontology annotation, cellular component: membrane. The record is from RefSeq and is a predicted model, not a curated record. Lineage: Eukaryota; Fungi; Ascomycota; Eurotiomycetes; Eurotiales; Aspergillaceae.
AUGGCUUCUCAGGCUAGCGAGGACCUGCAGAAGCUUGACCUGAACGGCCAGGGCGGUGCCGCUAAAGCGGACGCCCCUACCACGGGUCAAGCAGAAGCCGGAGAGGCAGAGGACGACUCGGAUGAUGACGCUGAUGAAGGAAACGCUGCUCCCGAAGGCGGAGCCAACGGAGCUGCCAAGAAAAAGAAGAAGCGCAAGUCUAAGAAGAAGAAGAAGGGCGGUGCCAAGGUUCAGAGCGAGCCCCCGCGGGUCCCUCUGUCUCAGCUCUUCGCCGGCAAGCAGUAUCCUGAGGGCGAGAUCGUCGAGUACAAGGAUGAUAACUUGUACCGCACGACCAACGAAGAAAAGCGUUAUCUCGACCGCAUGAACAAUGAUUUCCUGCAGGAGUACCGUCAGGGUGCCGAGGUGCACCGUCAGGUCCGUCAGUAUGCGCAGAAGACCAUCAAGCCGGGCCAGACCUUGACGGAGAUUGCUGAGGGCAUCGAGGAUUCGGUGCGUGCUUUGACUGGCCACCAGGGUCUUGAGGAAGGUGACAACCUCAAGGGCGGUAUGGGUUUCCCCUGCGGUCUGAGCAUCAACCAUUGUGCCGCUCACUACACACCUAAUGCGGGCAAUAAGAUGGUGUUGCAGCAGGGAGACGUGAUGAAGGUCGACUUCGGCGCGCACAUUAACGGCCGCAUUGUCGACAGUGCCUUUACUGUGGCUUUUGACCCAGUUUACGACCCAUUGCUUGAGGCCGUUAAGGAUGCUACCAAUACUGGAAUUCGCGAAGCGGGUAUUGAUGUCCGCAUGAGCGAUAUUGGUGCCGCCAUCCAGGAGGCCAUGGAAAGUUAUGAAGUUGAACUCAACGGGACCAUGCAUCCUGUGAAGUGUAUUAGGAAUCUCAACGGUCACAACAUUGACCAGCACGUCAUCCACGGAGGCAAGAGUGUUCCGAUUGUGAAGGGUGGUGACCAGACCAAGAUGGAGGAAGGUGAAGUUUUCGCCAUUGAGACCUUCGGUAGUACCGGAAAGGGCUACGUGAGAGAAGACAUGGAAACAUCCCACUACGCCUUGGUUCCUAAUGCCUCUCCGGUACCUCUGCGUCUUUCUUCGGCCAAGAAUCUGCUGAAUGUGAUCAACAAGAACUUCGGCACUUUGCCUUUCUGCCGUCGUUAUCUUGACCGACUUGGACAGGACAAAUAUCUUCUUGGAUUGAACAACCUGGUUUCGUCCGGAAUUGUCCAGGACUACCCGCCACUUUGCGAUGUCAAGGGCUCUUACACAGCCCAAUAUGAACAUAUCGGACCAGUCACAACCAUCCGUGGCGCCGGGAGGGCCCCACGUGGAAACAAUCCACUCCGACUCACGUUGUCGUUGCAAUUAAUCAGAAGACUCGGAUCGUCGCUUGCCAUUGCCUCCUCUUCCUCUUUCUCUCCUUCUUUACCCGCUUUCGACCCAUGGCGUAAAUCCGUCACCUUUCCCUAUCCCACCCCUCCCCUAAUCAUGUCCUCCGCCGUCGCGACCACCGAUACUCCGCAUCUCCGCGUGUCCGCCGCGAAGAACAAGGGCCUCGAUGCAAAGAAUGACCAGCAGUCGGUUCGAAUUCCACCGCCAGAGUCGUCUCUAGUUGAGGAUCAAUUCUUUUGGACAUAUACGGAAGAGCCUCACCGUUCAAGACGGCAAGCGAUUAUCAAGGCCCAUCCAGAGGUAACCAAGCUCUGCGGUCCCGAACCUCUCACCAAAUACGUCGUGUUCGGUGUUGUCUCCCUCCAGAUAUGCUGUGCGUAUCUACUCCGGGACACCUCGAUGCUCUCCUGGCGGUUCCUUGCAACCGCAUACUUGAUCGGAGCAACCGCCAACCAGAACCUCUUCCUCGCCAUCCAUGAAAUUUCUCAUAACCUGGCCUUCCGGUCUCCAAUGGGCAAUCGCCUGCUGGCGAUUUUUGCCAAUCUCCCUAUUGGGCUGCCUUACAGCGCCGCGUUCCGACCCUACCACCUAACGCAUCAUAAGUCCCUCGGCGUCACAGGCCUCGAUACAGAUCUUCCAACUGCGGUUGAAGCCUUCCUCCUUGACUCCCUCCUCGGCAAGGCCUUCUUCUGCACUUUCCAGAUCCUCUUCUACGCCGUCCGGCCUAUGUUCAUCUACAGCCCGCCCUUCACCUACAUCCACGCUCUGAACCUUGCCGUCCAACUCUCCUUCGACUACGCCCUCACCAAAUUCUGCGGCGGUUCACUACAGCCCUUCUUCUACCUCAUCCUCAGCUCGUUCCUCGCCGGCUCGCUCCAUCCAUGCGCAGGCCACUUCAUCGCAGAACAUUACUUCUUCUCCAAGGUCGACCACGGAACGGAGUCUAUCACAGUGCAGAAGACGAAAUCCACCGAAAAGAAACAGUCCCACCCCUUGGAUAACCUCCCUCCCCCCGAAACAUACUCCUACUACGGACCACUCAACAUCCUGACGUACAACGUAGGUCUGCAUAAUGAACAUCACGAUUUCCCCGCCAUCCCUUGGACAAGAUUACAUGCGCUUCAUCGCAUCGCGAGCGAGUUCUACGAGCCGCUACCUUGUCAUCGUUCCUGGGUCUGGGUUAUCUGGACGUUCAUUCUAGACAAGAAUGUCGGGAUGUGGUGUCGGGUCAAGAGAGCCCAGGGGGGCCGGAUUGUCGGUGGUGGCGGGAAGUCCGGACGUAGCGGAGAGACUAUCUCGGCUGAGUCGGCUGGGCCGGAGGAGAAUGAAGAUGGGUGGAAGGAGAGUGAACUUCAAAAUUGAUUUGUAUAUGUACUAUCGCUGCUUUUACUAACUGGGUUAUGGAUACUGUUGAUGAUUAUAGAAUAGAGAUGAUAUCCACGGUCCUGGUGUCGGGUAGACUAAACCAUGUGUAAUUAUUCAGUAAAUGGGUGUUACUAGGCGUCUGAUGUUGUUUACUUGAAUCUUUAAUUUCGAAUAAAGCGGCCGUAGAAAUACAUGGUUAGAAGUGAAAGGGAGUACACAAGAGUCAUAUUGGCCUGGCGCAUUAACUGCGGGCAAGCGUUU